GUAAUUGCUUUCUGCAGAGAAAAAGGUUUCCAUGGUUUGGUUGCAUAUGACUCCGAUUAUGCAUUGUGCAACAUCCCGUACUAUUUCAGUGCCCAUGCCCUAAAACUGAGCCGUAAUGGGAAAAGUCUCACAACAAGCCAAUACCUAAUGCAUGAAGUUGCCAAGCAACUGGACCUGAAUCCAAAUCGCUUUCCUAUUUUUGCUGCUCUUUUAGGUAAUCAUAUUCUACCUGAUGAAGAUUUGGCUUCAUUUCAUUGGAGUUUACUUGGUCCAGAACAUCCACUAGCUUCACUUAAGGUACGUGCUCACCAGUUAGUUUUACCACCUUGUGACGUAGUGAUCAAAGCUGUAGCUGACUACGUCCGUAAUAUUCAGGACACCACUGAUUUGGAUGCCAUAGCAAAAGACGUUUUUCAGCACUCACAGUCUAGAACAGAUGACAAAGUUACUCGAUUUAAGAGAGCAGUUGCUUAUUACUCAGCAACUAAUAAACCUAUGCCAUUUCAUCCACCACAUUACAUAGCAGCCAGACCAAAUCAGUUUGGAAUGCCUGGGAUAGUGCCACCAUAUGUUCCUUCUCAGAUGCUUAACAUUCCACAGACCUCACUACAAGCAAAACCUGUGGCCCAGCAGAUGUCCAAUCAGGGUGGUGCCCAAGGUCAGGGUCCAUACCCAUACACUCUCUCUGAGCCAGCCAUCACCUUGGAAACAGGUGGAAAAAAUCUUUCUGAGCAGAACAACUACAGUAACAUUCCUCAUGAAGGAAAACAUACACCAUUGUAUGAACGAUCUUCUCCAAUAAAUCCAGCUCAGAGUGGGAGUCCUAAUCAUGUGGAUUCAACCUAUUUUCCUGCCUCUUCUACAUCAUCUUCCUCCGACAAUGAUGAAGGCAAUGGAGGUGCAGUGAAGUAA
This is a messenger RNA of Meleagris gallopavo (turkey), 912 nucleotides long. The record is from RefSeq and is a predicted model, not a curated record. NCBI's taxonomy places the organism in Eukaryota, Metazoa, Chordata, Aves, Galliformes, Phasianidae.